Molecule: messenger RNA, 5378 nt
Organism: Cololabis saira (Pacific saury)
Lineage: Eukaryota; Metazoa; Chordata; Actinopteri; Beloniformes; Belonidae
Product: sal-like protein 4
Exons: 3
Coding region: 263-3886 (1207 amino acids)
Biological process (GO): regulation of transcription by RNA polymerase II
Cellular component (GO): nucleus
Molecular function (GO): DNA-binding transcription factor activity, RNA polymerase II-specific; RNA polymerase II cis-regulatory region sequence-specific DNA binding
Source: RefSeq, a predicted model, not a curated record
ACACGGUGUUGCCAGGCGGAUUUCCAAACACCACUUUUUUUUUUUUUUUAACUUUCUUCCCUAAAAAGGCCGCGUCUUCAAGUCGACCUUACAUACAUUUAGACUUGUUUCAAUUUACUGUUUAUUUUGUUGUUGUUUUUUUCUCAACACAUUGCUGGAAUUACGCCACACGUGAACUUUGAAUGCUUGCGGGAGCUCGUUCAAGUGCCUGGUACCAUUCAGCAGACUGAUGCCCCCCUCUCCGUCUGACUCGCCGUGAAUCAUGUCACGCCGGAAACAGAAGAGACCCCAGCAUCUCGUUAACGCGGAUCCGGGGGGCCCGAGGCCACUAUCUCACGAUGACCACCUGGGCUUAAAGUCACCGUCCACAUCUCUGGGCUCAGAUGUGACCUCAUCAGGGUCUUCCUCCUCGUCCCCCACCCCUCUGCAAGACUGCCAGCCGCCUCUGGCCCCUCGCCCAUCUCCCGGAGGGCUGCACGCGCCCUCCUUGCCCAGUGAGAGCUCACCUCCUCCCCACUGGCCCAGCCACAUCGCCCCCUUCACCACAUCUCUCCCCAACACCCACUCUUCCCUCUCCCCAGAUUUUCCUCACCCUUCGCUGUCUUCUCAGACCCACUCACCUCCUCCUCUGGGUCAAACCUCCGGUUCAAACAGCAUAUCCCACCAAGGAAACUCUCACUCGACCAUGAUCUCUCCACCAAUGGGCAGUUCUGCCAGCACCACUACCUCCUCCUCUUCCUCGUCCUCCUUUUCUCAGCAGCCUCACCAAGACAGCUCCAGUCCGGGAGAGCAACAGGGUGAACAAGGACAGAUGCAGGUGCCUCCUACUCUCACCGUGCUCUUAGAGGAGCUGAGAGUUCUGCAGCAGCGGCAAAUUCAACAGAUGCAGAUAACGGAAGAGAUCUGCAGGCACAUCCUCAGGCUUGGGGGGGCUUUCUUCGGACAAGAUAGUCAUGCACAGACUAGUGGUGCGGACAGCAUCCACAAGUCCACAGGAGCAGUCUCCCCAUCACAGAUGCAUCCUUCCACUGUCACCCCAGCAUCCACAGCUUCAUCACUUUUGACUGGACUUCCACCGUCUCUUUUUCCCCAACCGCUCAUCUCCAAAUCUGGAACUUCACUUGUUAAUGGUAGUAGAGUUCCCUCCUCUUCAGCCUCCACGUCAUUGUCAUCCUCCUCCUCCUCGGCUAUUUCAUCUACUAUCAGCUCUUCUGUUGCCUCCUUACAUCCUCUAUCGCUGUCGUUGGGCCUGCCUCAACGCUACCUACAUGAGAAAUUAUCAAACGCCUCUUCAUUUGGUCACAGCAAUGGCAUCACUUUCCAGACGCAUCCACUUCCCUCCACCAGUCUCCCACAGGACCUGCAGUCCAGCUCCCUUCUCACCUCUGCCUCCUCAUCUGGACGACCACAGCACGUGUGCCGGUUCUGCGGGAAAGUGCUGAGCAGUGAUUCGUCCCUCCAGAUUCAUCUAAGGUCUCAUACAGGUGAAAGGCCCUACCAGUGUCCUGUGUGCUUGAGCCGUUUUACAACCAGAGGAAACCUCAAAGCUCAUUUCCUGCGACACAGAGAGCAGAAUCCAGAGCUGUCCCUCUCCCUGCUGCCCCCCGCGCUAUCGGAGCAAACACAGAGUGCAUCGGUGCCGACUCAGAGGAGGCGAAAGCGGCGGGCUGAUGAUGACGAGACAUAUAAUGGUGUGAAAGGAAGUGUUCCAGGGAUAACGGAGAGCAUGGCUCUAGGAUUGCUGUCUGGUGCAACUGCUCGGCCCUCCCCUUCGUCCUUACCUCUGCCCCCCUCAGUAGACAUGGCACUUCUGUCAACAGCCCAUUCACUGCUACAGUUGAACAGAGCCUCAGCUGCUGCUAGCGCGUCCAGCACCGCACUGGCUUCUUCUUCUCCGUCUCCCUCAUCCUCCUCCAGUCAGUUUAAAGGAGCAAAGCAACAGCGAUUUGAUGAAAACACUCCUCCUCACUCUGCCCUCCAUCCUACCUCCCCAUAUUCCCAACUGGCCCAUCUUCCCAAGAUUCUUUUUCCUGGAGGAGCCUCGCCUCACCACCUUGCACUUCUCCGACCCCCAAGCCACCCCUCCACUUCCCACCUCACUUCCCCUCAUCAACUACCUUUUCCUUUCCCACCCUUCCCUAAACCAUCCACCUCGUCCCCCUCCUCAUCCUCUCCCACCACCUCCACCCAGACCUCCGACACAUCCAAGCUGCAGCGGCUAGUACAGAAGCUAGAAAAGCAGCCACAAGGGGGCUUUUCUUCCUCAUCUCUCUCCACUUCUUUACAAAUCACAGCGGAGUCUAAUGGGGAAACAAACGCCCAUGACCUGACCACUACCUCCAGUGCCUAUCGCAGGGAAAUGUUGGCAGCUCUUGGACUGAGCCCCAGCGUCAAUGCUGCAGUGACCAGCAAAGGAGUCUCAGGUUCAGGUACCACAACUACUACAGCUACCCCAUCCCUGCCCACUGCCCAGGCUGCUAAUCAGUGCGGAGUAUGCCUCCGUGUCCUCAGCUGCCCUCGAGCUCUUCGUUUGCACCAGGCCACACAUCUGGGGGAGCGGCCCUUCCCUUGUAAGCUUUGUGGACGUUCCUUCUCCACAAAGGGCAGCCUCAGGGCUCACUUGGCCACUCACCGUUCAAGGCCGCCCAAUGCCCGCGCUCUAAACUCCUGCCCACUGUGCCCACGCAAGUUCACUAAUGCCUUGGUUCUUCAGCACCACAUACGCCUGCACCUCGGAGGACAGAUACCGCCCGAUGAGGAGAUACCACAUGAAGAUGGUGCAGGAACAGAAACUGCUGUCUUUGAAGAUGGUGAAAAUAAAUCAAUUAGCUCUCCAUCUAAAACGCAACAAAUCCUUCCCCUGGCUUUGACAACAGGCCCCAAGUCUCCAGCAGAGAGUCUCAACUCAGGAUCCACUUUUAAGCAACCUACAGGUAACGAUGGUGACUCAGUGAAGGUUGAAGAAUCUGAAGGCUCAACUCCCAGUGUUAGUCCACCGCUAACCAGCAAUCCUCCUUCAGUGGGAGCAGAAAACCCCCUGCGUCUGGGAGAAAAUGUUCCAGCUGACAUCAGCCCCACAAAUGGGUCUAUAGGCUUGGAGGCGGAAACCCAUGCUGAACCGGGCAGCACUGCUCCUUUCAAAGUACCCAUAGCUAGCUCUCAUUCAGUUGGAGAUAGCGGAGAUUUAAAGGCUGAUGAUACCCCUCUUUCUCUGUGUGUCUCAAAGCCCGGUAUAGAGAAUUUUGUCUCACACAGGGGGGUUAAUAAUGAUGAAACAUGCUCCACUAAUGAGCCCUCAGCUAGUCCCAGCAGUAACCCGAAUCCCCCAGCUGCAAAUCCCAUACCUGCACUCGCAACACCUACAAGCCCCAAAGCUAACCCUGAGGCAGAGGAGACUUGUAGCAGUGGACCACAUGACUUGGGCGGCAAAGAUGUUGGCCACAGUAAAGGGAAGAGCGAAACCACCACACCCAAACAGUCGGAUCCAGAACAUGAGAUGGACACUCCAACGAAGGAAAGCUACGACACGUCAGAGAAAGUUUCUAAGGACCCUGAGCCCUGUGUCACAGCACCAGCACCACACACCCAGCCUCCUCGCCCUGACAAACCCUACAGCUGCUGCCACUGCGGAAAGGCAUAUGCCAGCCGAAGUGGACUCAAGGGGCAUAUGAAAGUUCACCCUGGAGCGUUGACUAACACCCCUUCCAAGGCUCAAACCAAUGAAAGUGACAUUGUGGAGGAUCGUGGGUCACACUCAGCCAAUAAGAACUCCGGAGAGCAGGAGGAAAAGCAGGGAUUGGCCCAAGAAAAAGGUGACAGCACAGAGCCUCUCCCGACCAGUGUUGCCUCAGAUGUGACAGUUGAGGCUACGGACAGCACUGCAUAGAAAGUUGUUGGCUGCAUGGCUGCGGUCAAUUGUAAACGGAUCCUGACAAAGGAAUGUAUUUUUUCAAUUUUUCCGAAAUAGAAUGAGAUUUGUUUUGCAGAGUCUUUAAUGUUAAUUCAUGAUUAGCUUUCGUAUCAAGCAGAUAGAUCUAGUUUAUAUUUUAGUAUAAUUACAGGAACUUUGUGAAUGUAGUAUUUGUGCAGUCUAUUUUUGUAUUUCAAAGACCACAGUUAGGCCUUAUAUUACAUACAGUACUGUGUAAAAGCCUUUGGUACUUCUUGUCAUUUUAUCACAAUUUUGAUAACGUGACCUAUUUAUCCUCUUUUUUUUGAUACAAAUCGGAAAUACAGGAAUGUGGCUUCUUGAACCUAAAUAAAAUGGAGUCCUAACUAGUAUCAGUGCAAACAUCUGUAUGGGUGAAUGUUCUUCAAGAGAGUUAAAUCAGUGCUUGGUUCAGAGGGAGGUCACACUAAAUACUGCCUCUCGUUGAUGGAGUCAUUUUGUUCCAGACAUUGUUUGGUUUUAUUUUGCGUACAUGUUAUCUUGCCGCAUACUGAUAUGGAUUCUUCCAUGGCUACUGGCCAUUAUUUGGAAUAAAAAUUUCCAAUAAUCAUCCAUCUGAUAUGUCUACCUCUGAUACUGUCACUGUACUGGUUGUAUCAUAUUAAAUAUACCCAAAAAUGCAUAUAGAAGCUCACUUAAACUUUUAUAAAACAAAAAGACCAGAGGUGCCAACAACUUUUGCACAGUACUGUAGCUUACAGUAUUGUCGUGAUGAGUUGAUUGUUUGUUUUUUUUCUGCUCACACCUGUUUCAGCUCAUACUGUUUUAGUAUAAAAGGACCAGUAUAAGCUGUUUUGUUUUUUUUGUUUUGUUUUUAAGGAAUAUCCAUAAUUUUGCAAAAUGAACUCAAUACCAAAACAGGUCACGCUCCUUGGGGGCUUAUGUUUGUACAUACAAACAGCAGCUACAUUUAAUGCCUUUUUAUUGUAACUGCCUUACCUUUUUUCUUUUUUCUUUUUUAUUCAAUGCUGCUGAAUGCAUGUUUUUUGAUGUGCUGAGUUGCACUGUGAGUUGCACUGUUUUGUGCAGCCGAAACAUCUACUGUAAACGGACCCACCCCAGUAAUAAUUCCAGCUGUGAUGCUGUUGGUAAUAAUAAUAUUAAUAAUGAUAAUUGUACGACUAAUUUUAUGAAGUCCUUUUGCUUACAAUUGUAAACGGUUCAGACCUUAUUUCUGUGAUUAUGGCUGAUUGUGAAUGUCUACUUAUUUUUGUUGGUGCUAUCUGCACAGUUAAACCUGCUGCAGAGGAUGACCCUUGUCCCUUAUCCCCCCCACCCCACCCUCCCAGUCUCAAAGCCCUUGAAAGAGCUCUGCUCCUGCACAAAUUGCCUGCACUCACUGCAUUCCUGCCUUGCUCAGUUUAGUAUUUGUAUGCCUUUGCCUUUUCUUUGUAACUCCACUUAUUUUUCAUAGCGAUGACAGACUGUG